Blepharisma stoltei is the source of this 1538-nucleotide messenger RNA. Lineage: Eukaryota; Ciliophora; Heterotrichea; Heterotrichida; Blepharismidae. The record is from the annotation of a GenBank genome assembly.
AUGUUUGCGAUCUUUCUAGUAGCUUCAAUAUGGUAUUGCUACUCGCUACCUCAACAAGAAAUCGGCAUUAGCAUCCCUGUUUACAAAAAGAGUUCAUCGACUGAUGUCGACAACUAUAAAAAUGUAUAAGACAUAUAGAAUCAAUACUCAGUAGAAAUAAACAUUGGAAACUUCUGAUUUUUUCUAUAUAAUCCAUUUAUUUUUUUUAAAAAAAUUAUUAUUUUUAAUUGGGAAACCCUCCUCAAUCUUUCAAUGUCCUUUUGGACACUGCUGAAUCUGUAAGUUUUAUACAGUGACUUUGGGUGGUUUCAGACGAGUGCCUCAAUUGUGAGCCUAUUCAGAGAUCAUUUGUCCCAGGGAAGUCUAAGACUUAUGUAAGCACCGCUCUGUCAACAAUAAUUGAUGUAAAUUUUAUUUAGGUUUUAAAUAUUACUGCAAGCGGGACAAUAGGCAUGGAUUCUGUAUUUCUCUCAGAAGCACUUGGAGUCAGCCAAUUUUUUGUGCUGGUAAAUGAAAAUUUUAUAGACACUGAAACCUUAUUCUUAGCUGACGGUGUUUUAGGGCUUGGUUUCAGCCAGCUAAGCGGCGGCUAUGCAAAUUUCGUGCAAAACUUGAAGCUUCAAGGCAUGACUAAUAGCUCAAUGUUUUCGUUAUAUUUAAGCUCAGAAGGAGAUGACGACGCUGAUGCUAUUCCAUCCAAUCUUAUGCUUGGAGGAUGUGACUUAGAGACUUAUUCAUAUGAUGAUAAAUUUACUUAUUUGAACGUUACGAAUUCUUCUGGAUAUUGGGAAGUCCCAUUAGCAGCUGUUCAUUUAGAAGCAGGACUUGCAAUCGAAUCCAAAAGUGUGAUUUUUGACAUUGGCACCUCUAUGAUUUUAGCCUCAAUUUUGGAUCAUUCAACAAUAAAAGAUGCUUUUCGGUUCCACCAAGGCUGUGAAGAAGACCAAAAUAAUGGCUAUAUUUACUGUGAAUGUCCAUAUGAAAACUCAACAGAAAAUUACCCACCUCUCUCGUUUUAUUUAGGGAAUGGGCAAGAAUUUCAAGUUUCAGCGUUUCAUUAUUUUCAUUGGAAUGCGACAACAGGGCUCUGUUCUCUUUUAUUAGGAGAAAAUGCUGGAGAAAGCUGAGUUUUAGGGGACGUUUUCUUACGAGCCUACUAUUCAGUGUGAAAUAUGGAUGAUGGGACUAUUGGGCUUGCCCAAGCAAAGUCAAAUUAUGUACCUGAUAAAAGCAGCUCAAAAAGCGGGGUUUCUUUAACGUCAAUUAUUAUUAUAGCGUCAGGGGCUGCAGUAUUAGGGAUCAUUAUAGCUGCUUUGAUAUAUAAAUUUACAAGGAAUCGGUUAAAUAAAAAGAAAAUGCAGUGUACAAUAGCCAGUAUUUCUUCUGAAGAGUGCCAUUAUAAUGAUCAGUCCUCAUCAAGUCUUUCUGGCAGUGUAAACGAAUUUUCUUCGGAUUCAAUUUUAAAUGAACCUUUAGUUGAAAUAAAGCCAGACUACAUUGUGGUUCCUGCAAACUUAUCACAAUAUGCUAAACAUUAG